AUGGGGCGUCUUUCACUUCCUGGGACCGAGCGGCGCGACUCCGCACACGACGAAACGGCGGGCGGCUCUGGGCUGGGCGACUCACCGACGGCGGCACCACUCCGAACUCGAGACUCGUCUCACGACAGCCGACACUCGGACUGGAGACUAAAGAUCGCCGAAGAGGAUGGAAGAAAAGACGAAUUUCACCUCGUCCGGGCCACGCCCCCUCCACAUUUUCACCAACCCAAUGCUGAUGAUGCAAAGUCACCGAGGCUGAAAAAUAUUGACCGAAGUUCUGCUCAAACUCGAGAAAUCACUGUGAAUAAUGUCACUGUAAUAAUAACUGAGUACAAACCUAAGAAAAAGAAAUCAUCAGAUGCUUCCAGUAGUACUUCAGAGGAAAGUCAGACGGACACAAGCAUGGAUGCAAGAAGUAUCGAUUUGGCAACAGAUUCAAGAAGUUCUUAA
Molecule: messenger RNA, 450 nt
Organism: Cimex lectularius (bed bug)
Lineage: Eukaryota; Metazoa; Arthropoda; Insecta; Hemiptera; Cimicidae
Exons: 3
Coding region: 1-450 (149 amino acids)
Biological process (GO): positive regulation of DNA-templated transcription
Cellular component (GO): nucleus
Molecular function (GO): transcription coregulator activity; DNA binding
Source: RefSeq, a predicted model, not a curated record